Molecule: messenger RNA, 1633 nt
Organism: Sinocyclocheilus rhinocerous
Lineage: Eukaryota; Metazoa; Chordata; Actinopteri; Cypriniformes; Cyprinidae
Product: ketimine reductase mu-crystallin-like
Exons: 8
Coding region: 62-1000 (312 amino acids)
Biological process (GO): thyroid hormone metabolic process
Cellular component (GO): cytoplasm
Molecular function (GO): thyroid hormone binding
Source: RefSeq, a predicted model, not a curated record
CUAAAGUCCACGACAAACAGAAGUCUUUGAUAGCAGGACCGACAGACAGGUGAAAAAAACUAUGAGCGAGUCUCCCGUUUUAUUAAACAAACAUGAGGUCGAGCGUUUGCUCACUUAUGAUGAUCUGAUUCCCAGACUGGAGUCUGUCAUGGGAAAGUUUUCUAAACGGGACAGUUCAGAAAUAAUCCAGCCUGUGAGAUCUGUGGUCCCUAUACAACAACACAAUGGGUUUUUGGGCGUUAUGCCUGCAUAUUUGGCCGCUGAGGGUAUUUUAUGCACUAAGAUGGUGACUUUCUACCAGCGUGCAGAGGGAUCCAGUUUACCAUCAAUUCAAGCAACUGUGUUACUCUUUCAUCCCGAGCAUGGAAAUGUGACAGCGAUCAUGGAUGGGGAGGCCAUCACAGCCAAACGAACUGCAGCAGUAUCAGCCAUAUCAGCUAAACUGUUCAAGCCAGCUCUUUCAGAAGUGUUGUGCAUCCUUGGUUCAGGGCAGCAGGCUAGAAGCCACUAUGAUGUCUUUACAAAGCUCUUCAAGUUCAAAGAGGUCCGUGUGUGGAGCAGAAGGAAAGAAAUGGCUCAACGGUUUGUUAAUGAUCUCCAAGAUCCUGUAACAGUUUGUUCUUCGGUGAAGGAGGCCGUGAUAGGAGCUGAUGUAAUAGUGACUGCCACAGGUGCAAGUCAGCCGAUACUCUUUGGCGAGUGGGUCAAACCAGGUGCACACAUAGCAGCGGUUGGCGCUUGUCGGCCAGACUGGAGGGAACUGGAUGAUGUCUUGAUGAGAGAGGCUGUGGUGUAUGUGGACAGCAGAGAGGGGGCGACAGCAGAGUCAGGAGACAUCAUUCUGUCUGGAGCUGAAGUAUUCGCAGAGCUCGGAGAAGUUAUAAAUGGAUCCUUUCCUGCUCAGCGUGAGAAGACUACAGUAUUCAAGUCACUGGGAAUGGGGAUACAAGAUGCUGUCUCAGCCAAACUUGUGCUGGAGAAGUGGAACAGUGAACAUUGAAGAACUAACCAGCACAGCUUCCUCUGCUGAUUUCACAAUCGUCUCGUCUGCCAUGGUGGUAGUGUCUUUACCCUGAUAAAUAAUUAUGAGAAAAAAAACUGCUCUCACAAUUUACAGUUAAAAGAAAUAAUCAGUAAAGUACUUUUAGUCUGAAAAAAGUAACACUACAUUUUUUUAACACGUAUUGUAGCAUCAUUAAUAUCACUCUAUUAAUGAUGCUACAAUAUGUGUUAAAAAAUGUAGGGAUGAUGUAUUUUUGUUGGCCAAAACCUAGAAAUGAGUUAGCAUUUGAGCACUUCUGGUUCUGUUGCCCCAAAGUCGAUGGGUUUAUUUUAAAUGGAUUUUUGGUUAAAUGCCUGAAAUAAGGUCUGCAGUUAAUACAAGCUCAAGACAUUUCACAUUUUAUUCUACAACAUAAAAUACAUUAGUAAUACCCCUUUGUGAUUGUUUUGAAAGCUUUUUCUUGUCUUGAAAAAAGCAGUUGCUAACAAGAGGUUGUCGGGGGCAACUUAUUUUCUGCAAUAAUCCAAAAGCCAAUAGAAAAACCCUACUGGAUUAUGGUUGAGAGAACCAAGGUGAUGCUAACUUCUGGGUUGGUCUACUAAAGUAUUGGGACACCCCCUUCUUUAGAAA